Molecule: messenger RNA, 1459 nt
Organism: Pezoporus occidentalis (night parrot)
Lineage: Eukaryota; Metazoa; Chordata; Aves; Psittaciformes; Psittacidae
Gene: AUP1
Product: AUP1 lipid droplet regulating VLDL assembly factor
Exons: 12
Coding region: 110-1399 (429 amino acids)
Cellular component (GO): endoplasmic reticulum membrane
Molecular function (GO): ubiquitin binding
Source: RefSeq, a predicted model, not a curated record
GCCGGGAAGGCGCCGCGGCUCCCAAGCUGCCCCGCGCGGGCAGGCGGGCGGCCGCGGGGGAAGAUGGCGGCGGGUGUGGAGCGCCCCUGAGGUACCGGCUGCGGCGGGGAUGGAGCCUCCCUCGGCGCCGGGCCCCGAGCGGCUCUUCGACUCGCACCGGUUUCCGAGCGAUGGGUUCCUGCUCCUGGCCCUGCUGCUCUACGCGCCCGUGGGGCUCUGCCUGCUCGUCCUACGUCUUUUCAUCGGCGUGCACGUCUUCCUGGUCAGCUGCGCCCUGCCCGACAGCGUCCUGCGGCGGUUCAUCGUGCGGGUGAUGUGCUCGGUGCUGGGACUGUGCGUGCAGCAGAGCGACCCCCGGCUGCGUGACGCCGGCGUCAGGGUCUACAUCGCCAACCACGUCACGCAGUUCGACCACAACGUCAUCAACCUCCUCACCUCCUGCAACACGCCUGCCCUGAACAGUGCCCCUGGUUUCAUCUGCUGGUCACGAGGGUUCAUGGAGCUAGGAGUGAGCGGGAGCCGAGCAGAGCUGGUGGAUUCCUUGAAGGCAUAUUCAUCCCACAGAGGGAACCCCCCGCUGCUGCUGUUCCCAGAGGAGGCAGCCACCAACGGGCGGGCUGGGCUGCUCCACUUCAGCUCCUGGCCGUUCUCAGUGUCGGACGUAGUGCAGCCUGUCGCCCUGCAGGUGCUGAGGCCUUUGGUCACUGUGAGUGUGGCUGACUCCUCCUGGAUUGCAGAGCUGCUCUGGACCUUCUUUGUCCCCUUCACAGUAUAUCAAGUAAGGUGGCUGCCGUCCGUCCCCCGGCGCGUGGAGGAGCCGAGCGAGGACUUUGCACUGCGGGUACAGGAGCUCUUGGCCAUGGAGCUGGGUGUGGUAUCCACACGGCUCACUGCAGCAGACAGAACCGAGCACAUGAAGAGGCUGAGACACACAUCGCUGUUCCCCUUUGCCCCAGCCUCGAGCCAGGCGCUGGCAGCGCGGCGCCGGGUGCCGUCCGGCCUGGCUGGAGCUCCUGAGGAUGGGCGCAUCGCGGCGAUGGCGCAGCAGGUCAAGGAGGUGCUGCCUCACGUGCCUCUGGAGGUCAUCAGGAUAGACCUGGCCCAAACCAACUGUGUGGACACCACCAUUGCCAACUUGCUGGAGGGGAGAAUAUCCUUCUUCCCUGACAGUAAGGAGGCUGGUACUGACCUGCCCGCCCCAGCUACCUCCCAGGCUCCAGCUGCUUCUGGCAUCCAGGGCUCCGCAGCUGAGCCUUCUUCCAAGGCAGCUGCAAAGCAGUUUGCCAAGUCCCCUGUGGAGCGGCACCUGUCCCUGCAGGAGCGAAAGCGAGCGCUUUACGACUACGCCAGGAGGCGGUUCGCGGAGCGGAGCGGCGCGGCGCGGCUCGGCGGGCCCUGACCGGCCCUGCGCGGCUCGGCGCGCCCCCUGGCGGCGGCGGCAAUAAACGGCGGCAGCGUC